Messenger RNA from Clonostachys rhizophaga, 2196 nucleotides. NCBI's taxonomy places the organism in Eukaryota, Fungi, Ascomycota, Sordariomycetes, Hypocreales, Bionectriaceae. The record is from the annotation of a GenBank genome assembly.
AUGGAGUUGGUUAAGAGGCAGUCCUUUAUCGGGCUUCUGCUAGCCACGCUGCUGGCCUUCUCUCUCGUCCCGGGUGUAUUUGCCCGGGCUAGUACGGGAGGCGGGCCUAAGCUCGAGAGCCGUGCAGAUGGCGACAAAUACCUGAUCGGCGUAGGAAAAGCUGACAUUACUGGUCCUGUUGUCGAAAUAGGCUUCGCUGGUUACGCUGACCUGGCUCAGAAGGGCGCCGGGCUGCGACAGCGGCUAUACAGCCGAGCUUUCAUUGUUGGGGAUGUCAAUAAACCAGAAGACCGCUUCGUCUACUUGGUUCUGGAUAUCCAGUCCGGCGACACUGCCAUGCGCAACGGCAUCUUGGAGGCCCUUAAAGCUCUGGGUGGUGACUAUGCGCUGUACGGCGAUCACAACAUUGCUGUGACGGCCACGCACAGCCAUGCUGGUCCUGGAGCCUGGUUCAACUAUCUUCUUCCUCAGAUUACUACAUUUGGCUUUGACAAGCAGAGUUACCAGGCUAUUGUCGAUGGCGCUGUUCUCUCCAUCAAGCGGGCUCAAGAGAGUCUCCAAGAAGGCUAUCUGGAUGUUGCCACGGCAGAAGUAGAGGAUGGCUCUAUCAACCGCUCUAUCUAUGCCUACGAGGCCAAUCCUGCAGAUGAACGUGCCAAGUACAGUGAUAGUGUUGACACCACGCUCACCAUGCUUCGCUUCAAGCGUGCUUCUGAUAGCAAGAGCAUCGGUGUUCUCACAUGGUAUGCUGUCCACGCCACGUCCAUGCUCGGCAACAAUACACAUGCCGCCGGCGACAACAAGGGCCUUGCUGCUUGGUUGUUCGAGAGUGAGCUGGCUGGUUCAGACGGCGUUGCGGAUGGAUUCGUUGCAGGAUUCAGCCAGGCAAAUCACGCAGAUACAUCGCCCAAUACGUUGGGCGCUUGGUGUGAUGAUGGCUCAGGCCAGCAGUGCGAUGUCAAGACAAGCACCUGUUCAGACGGCACUGUCGACGCAUGCCAUGGACGAGGACCCAAGUUUGAGGCUCUCGACCUCGGCAUCUCCAGCUGCUACGAAAUCGCAAGCCGACAGGUGACUGCUGCUAGAAAAGCAUAUAACUCUUUAUCCAGUUCGAAGCCCGUGGUUGGGUCUUCUGUCAAGUCAUUCCAUUUCUUCCACGACAUGCAAUAUUGGGAGUUCACCCGCACGGAUGGGACCAAGGGUCAGACCUGCCCAGCUGCUCUUGGAUAUUCCUUCGCCGCAGGUACAUCUGACUGGCCAGGCAUGUUCGACUUCAAGCAAGGAGACUCUGGUGAUCCGGAUGCCAACCCCCUCUGGGAAGUGGUCAAGGGCCUCCUCAAGACCCCGUCCGCGAAACAAAAAGCGUGCCAUGAACCAAAGCCCAUCCUCCUAGACGUAGGCGAGAUGUCCGACCCUUACGCAUGGACACCAAAUAUCGUAGACAUCCAGGUGCUUCGCGUCGGCCAGUUCCUGAUCAUCACCAGCCCCAGCGAGGUUGCCACCAUGGCAGGCCGACGGUGGAGAGAGGCCGUCGCCUCCGAAGCGUCAACCUUCCUGGACGAGGAGCCAGUAGUGGUCCUGAGCAGCCCUGCAAAUACAUAUGCCCACUACCUCACCACGCCCGAGGAAUAUGACAUCCAGCGGUACGAGGGCGCCUCGACUCUCUACGGCAGGGACUCGCUCAGCGCAUACAUCAACCUCACCGUCAGCAACCUAAACUACCUGUCCCCAGAUGCGACCGGGCAGCCAGCCCAAGGCCCACUCCCCCCGGACAACAGGGACAAUUCCCUGUCAUUUAUCACGGGCGUCGUGAGAGACGGCGUCCCGCUAGGCAAGUCCUUUGGCGCCGUCGUCACCCAGCCGUCCGCCACAUAUGCGGUCGGUGACGUGGUGAAGGCCACCUUCCAGGGCGCCAACCCCCGCAACAACCUCCGCCUCGAGCAGACAUACCUGGCCGUCGAGAGGCAGGACGGCAGCACCUGGACCAGGGUCCGCGACGACGCCGACUGGUUCCUCGUAUAUACGUGGCGCCGGACGGACUGGUUCCUCGGGUACAGCGAGGUGGAUGCCACCUGGGAGACGGCCGGCAACGCCGAGCCAGGCACGUACAGGUUCAAGUACUAUGGGGAUUCCAAGAACCUGCUGGGCACCAUCUCCUCGUUUGAAGGUACAAGUCAGAGCUUCGUGCUGAACUAA